Messenger RNA from Leptopilina boulardi, 716 nucleotides. It is a transcript of the gene B9d2, whose product is annotated as B9 domain-containing protein 2. Bases 189 to 716 code for a protein of 175 amino acids. Lineage: Eukaryota; Metazoa; Arthropoda; Insecta; Hymenoptera; Figitidae. The transcript is spliced from 4 exons. The record is from RefSeq and is a predicted model, not a curated record. Gene Ontology annotation, biological process: cilium assembly. Gene Ontology annotation, cellular component: MKS complex.
CCAUGGAAACGGAGUCAUUGUUAACAACGUAAACAAACAGAAAUUUCUAUUCACAAGCAGGUUUUCGUUGUCAUUCGGAUUUUUAUUUUUUAAAAUUAAUUUUUCGUGUAAUUUUAGUGCAAGUGGUUUUUUUUUUAUUUACAUCUUUAGAACAAAAUAUAAAAAAAGAAUAAGAAUGUUGCAAAAAUAUGGCAGAAUUACACAUAAUUGGGCAAAUAGCCUCAGCAAAAGAAUUUGAACAACUACGACUUAUGUGCAAAUGGAGUUUUCACGCUGGAAUGGGAUGGAAAAUUUUGAACGGUAAUCACGAGGGUCAAACACAAGAAUGUUGUGAUUUUUAUACAAACGAACCAAUUUGGGAUCAUCCAUUAGAUUUACAUUACGGAACAACAUCUUUACAAGGAUCACCAAAAUUAUUGUUACAAUUAUUUUGCCGUGAUAAUUACAAUAGAAUUAUAUUUCUCGCUUAUGGGGUUUGUGUUGUUCCAUUAACUCCUGGAUUUCAUGAACUUGAAUGUCACACUUGGAAGCCAAUUGGUAAUUGGCAGGAUAGACUAAAGGACAAAUUUCUUGGUUUAACAUUACAAUUAAAAACUCCAAGUAUCCUUGUUAAUACACAGGAUAGAUUUGAAUUAUUAACAGAAAGUAUGGGAGUAGUGAAAAUAAAUCUUCAUAUUUUGAGUAGAAAUUUCGAAAAAUUUGGUUGUGAUCUUUGA